Messenger RNA from Olea europaea var. sylvestris, 1585 nucleotides. RefSeq names its product 4-hydroxy-tetrahydrodipicolinate synthase, chloroplastic-like. The transcript is spliced from 3 exons. Lineage: Eukaryota; Viridiplantae; Streptophyta; Magnoliopsida; Lamiales; Oleaceae. The record is from RefSeq and is a predicted model, not a curated record. Gene Ontology annotation, molecular function: 4-hydroxy-tetrahydrodipicolinate synthase activity. Bases 283 to 1380 code for a protein of 365 amino acids.
CCGCCGUCAUAAUCUCCUACCGCCUAUAGCCACCGUAUUCUGACGUCAUGCUCAGCGCAUCUGCCACCGCCCAAUCCACAGCCGCUCUCUUCAACCUCCCUCCCACCACCACCUCAAUUACAAUCAUCGCAAUCACAAGCACUAUCAUUUCCAUUUUAACUAUUAACACCAUCGGAGUUUUCUGAAUUCACUUUUCUCAUUGGAAUUUAAUUAUAAGCUAAAUAAAGCCCUCUUCAUUUAUAUACUCAAGUAUCUUCGGUCUACACGUAUUUAAUUCUCGAUAUGUUGGCGGUGUAUCAGCAAUUUUCUGCCUUCAGAAGCUUAAAGGAAGCCGCUUCACAGUUUCAGCAUCUUGAUAACCACAAAAGGAGGAAUGCAAAAUGGAGGUCACCAAGAGCAGCCAUAAUUCCUAAUUUUCAUCUCCCAAUGCGUAGUUAUGAAGUUAAAAAUCGGACUAAUACGGAAGACAUAAAGUCACUUCGACUGAUAACAGCCAUUAAAACCCCGUAUCUUCCAGAUGGCAGAUUCGAUCUGGAAGCUUAUGAUGCCUUGGUGAAUAUGCAGAUUGAACAUGGUGCUGAGGGUGUGAUUGUUGGUGGCACCACCGGUGAAGGCCAGUUGAUGAGCUGGGACGAACAUAUAAUGCUCAUCGGUCACACUGUCAACUGUUUUGGUGCUUCCAUAAAGGUUAUUGGAAAUACAGGAAGCAACUCAACUCGAGAAGCAAUGCAUGCUACCGAACAAGGCUUUGCCGUUGGAAUGCAUGCAGCUCUUCAUAUCAAUCCUUACUAUGGGAAGACCUCGUUGGAGGGGUUGAUUUCUCACUUUGAGAGUGUACUUCCCAUGGGCCCUACAAUCAUAUACAACGUGCCAUCACGAACUGGCCAAGAUAUUCCCCCAUCUGUGAUUCAAACUGUGGCAUGGAGUCCCAACUUGGCUGGUGUCAAGGAAUGUGUUGGGAAUGAUAGGAUAGAUCAGUAUAUGAGUGACGGGAUUACCGUUUGGAGUGGAAACGACGAUCAGUGCCAUGAUUCGAGGUGGGAUUAUGGAGCUGCGGGCGUGAUAUCAGUUACUAGCAACUUGGUUCCUGGUCUUAUGAGAGACCUCAUGUUCCAGGGGAAGAAUCCAUUGUUGAAUUCAAAACUCCUGCCUCUUAUUGAUUGGCUUUUUCACGAGCCAAAUCCUAUUGGCUUAAAUACAGCUCUUGCUCAGCUUGGAGUUGUGAGGCCAGUUUUCCGCUUACCAUACGUACCUCUUCCUUUGGCAAAGAGAGUGGAGUUUGUGAGUAUAGUGAAGGAGCUCGGACGGGAGAAUUUUGUUGGAGAGAAAGAUGUUCAGGUUCUGGACGACAAUGACUUCAUUUUGAUCGGUCGAUAUUAGCUGAUAUUUAGUGCGAGAGAACUAGGUUGGUUCUGGUUUUGUUGUUGUUCUUGAAUUCCAUUUUUGAACAUUAAAAUAACUGUUUUAAAUGUGUUGGCUUUUUUGUGACUUGUGUAAAACUGACAUGUCCUAGUUUUGUAUUGCUACUAAGUGUUUGUAAAUUAUUCUCUCACCAAUAUCAGAACAGAUUCGUUUAUUUGUUUGA